Bombus huntii is the source of this 1503-nucleotide messenger RNA. RefSeq names its product coiled-coil domain-containing protein 85C (gene Ccdc85). The transcript is spliced from 4 exons. Lineage: Eukaryota; Metazoa; Arthropoda; Insecta; Hymenoptera; Apidae. The coding region runs from base 23 to 1267 and encodes 414 amino acids. The record is from RefSeq and is a predicted model, not a curated record.
GCCUGGAGCUAAAUUAGCCGCGAUGUCCAAUAAGAGUAAGUCCCAGCCGCAGCAGCAGCAGCAUCCUUCGCACGUGAUCAAGUCGACAGUGGAGCAAGUGCCACCGCGAUAUCAGCCACCACCGCAGCCAACCAGCGGUAUCCUCAAGAAUCAUCCUCAUUUUGGUACAGGCCCUUCUGUGCCAACCUCGGUGUCUACCACUGGUCAAGGUCCCGUCGCGACCUUGAAUCAUCAUCAACCCGUCCAAUCACGACCUGUGCCGCAACAGAAGGAUGUGCAGAGUAAAUAUUCACCGAGGAUAGAGCAUCGACAUCAUCCUCAAGGCGGAAACACUUUGACUGCAUCCGUCCCUAAAACACAGCCUCAUACCUACCUUCAGGCCAAGGUCGGCCAAGGUCAGUACCUGCCACCUAACGGUCAAUAUCCCACGGUAAACACUGCACAGACACCGCCGCUUAGACAAAGGAUCACCGACGACGAGUUUCUAAGGCUCGGUCCUGUGGAGAUGCUCAAAUUUGUUCGGAAGACCGAGAGCGAUAUCGCAAGGCUCGCCGCCGAGCAGAAUCGACAGAUACAAAGCUUGCUUAGCGAGCUUCGGGCACUGAAAGAAGCAAACCAAAGAUUAAGCGAUGAUAAUCAAGAGCUGCGAGAUCUUUGUUGCUUUCUGGACGAUGAUCGACAGAAGGGUCGAAAGUUAGCGAGGGAAUGGCAAAGAUUCGGAAGAUAUACGGCGAGUGUUAUGCGUCAGGAAGUAUCCGCUUAUCAGAAUAAAUUGCGUCAAUUGGACAACAAACAGCAAGAGUUAAUCAAAGAUAAUUUAGAGCUAAAGGAACUUUGCCUUUAUUUGGAUGAAGAGAGAGGAGGUGGUCAAAGAGAUGAUGGAGAUGGUUCAAGUUCAAGUACGAAUGCCGAAGAAACCGCGCCCCCGAGACCAAGGCAUGCAUCUACGUUUAAUGACCAAACUAUGCAGUACGUAAGGAGUUUAGAACAACGGGUAAAGCAGCUUGAAGAAGAUAAGAGUCUUUUACAAGCAAGAGCGCAGGGUUGGGAAGUACCACCUGGUGAAACCUGGGAAAGUCAAAACAGCCCAGGCGAAAAUCCUCACAUAGGAGGUCGACCAGAAGCAGUGGUACGAGCUCUUCAGGUUCUCGAAGUUAGAGAACAACUAGAACGAGAAGGCGGUCACGACGGGGAAAAGGCCUUGGUUAGAGAAAUGUGCAAUGUUGUUUGGCGGAAAUUGGAAGAAGGUCCACAAACGAGGCAUUGAUAAUCGUACUGUAAGCGCGAUUAAUUAAACUAUAGUGUAGCCGUUGCGAAAUCUGUUAAGUCAGAUAUCGUAUUUAAUAGUAUUAUAGUGUUUAAUGCGAAUGUUAUGAAUUUUACGUAUGUACCUACAACUAUUUCGAUGUAAGAAUCAAUGUGCCUAGUUUACAGUAUUUAUAUGAACAUUGUAGAGUCGUUAGGUUGCCAACAUAAAUUAACAAACUUUAUUUUUAUUAUAAA